Molecule: messenger RNA, 3810 nt
Organism: Poecilia latipinna (sailfin molly)
Lineage: Eukaryota; Metazoa; Chordata; Actinopteri; Cyprinodontiformes; Poeciliidae
Product: transient receptor potential cation channel subfamily M member 2-like
Exons: 24
Biological process (GO): calcium ion transmembrane transport
Cellular component (GO): plasma membrane
Molecular function (GO): ligand-gated calcium channel activity
Source: RefSeq, a predicted model, not a curated record
UAUGUACGAGUAUUCACAGACACCAAACCUGAAGUUCUCUACGAGUUACUGACAACACAGUGGGAACUUCCACGUCCCAAUCUGCUCAUCUCAGUGACUGGAGGAGCCAAGAACUUCUACCUGAAGUCCAACCUGAAGAAGGCUUUUCACAGAGGACUUAUCAAAGUUGCUCAGACUACAGGAGCAUGGAUCAUUACUGGCGGUACCAACGCUGGUGUGAUGAGACAUGUGGGACAGGCUGUGAGGGACUACGCCCUGAGUAACACCAAGCAGAGGGAAAUAGUGGCUAUUGGAGUGGCACCAUGGAGAGUAAUUCACAACAGAGAUAAAUUAGUAAAUGAAGAAGGUUGCUUCCCGGCUCAAUAUGUGAUUGACAAACAAGGUCAGGGUAAUAUGGCCUGUCUGGAUGACAAUCAUUCCCACUUCCUGCUGGUUGAUGAUGGGACCAGUGACAAAAAUGCCUAUGGUGCAGAGAUCCCACUGCGCACACAACUAGAGCAAUACAUCUCAGACCAAACUCUUGGAAACAAAGCGACUACUAUAAAGACCCCAGUGGUUUGUGUGGCAUUGGACGGGGGAUAUGGUACACUCAAAACCGUCCACCAAGCUAUUACUAAGGGGAUACCAUGUGUGAUCCUGGAGGGCUCUGGGAGGAUAGCGGAUGUUAUCGCUCGUGUGUUUAAACAGAGGAACACAUCGACGACCGACAUCGACGACUUCAACGACCUCAUCGACAAGCAGAUGAAUAAAUUUUUAGAAGAGUACAAAAAAUUUGAUCAAGUCAAGAAGAAAGACUGCAACAUAAAGGCUUGGAGGCUGAUUCAGGAGAUCGUCCAAAAGCCUGAAUUACUGACAAUAUUCAGAGCAGGCAAGGAUGAACUGGGGGUGUUGGAUGUGGCAAUCCUUGAUGCACUUUUCAAAGCUUCAAAGACUAGUGAAUCACAAGAAGAUAACUCCUGGAAGAAGCAACUGAAGCUGGCGAUUGACUGGAACAGAGUCAAUUCAGCUGAGACUGAGAUUUUCACUGAGGAUAGACAGUGGACGUCCAGCGACCUCCACUGGGCCAUGACUUCAGCCCUGGUUGGCAACAAGCCUGAUUUUGUAAGUCUUCUCCUGGAGUACGGUGUGUGUCUGGAGGACUUCCUGGAUGAAGCCACUCUUUGUGAGCUCUACCAAAAGCUGCCCAACUGCUUUUUCCUGUACAAGCUGUUUAAGAGGGUGGAACCUAAAGAAAAAUACAGGAGGAAGGAAUUGCACAAGGAGGGUUUCAGAGACAUUAAAGAAAAAAUCUCUCCGACUCAUGUCUCUGAUGAAGUGCGCCACCUGAUGGGAAAAUUCACAAAGCACAUCUAUCCUCCAGGCCCCAAGGAUAAGAGACAAACUAUUUGGAUAGAAGACAUACCGUAUGGAUAUAAACCUGAAACUCAGAGGGACGAUGAAGCCAAGAGGAUUGCAGGCAGAGACCUUUUCCUUUGGGCAGUUGUCCAGAACAACAAGGAACUGUCUAAAAUUGCCUGGGAUCAGUGUGGAGACUGCAUAUCUGCUGCUCUGGCUGCCAGUAAGAUCCUGAAGAAAAUGGCUGAGGAGUCAAUUGAUGCAGACGAGCCUCAGGAAAUGCUGGAGCUCGCCAGUCACUUUGAAGAUCGUGCGAUUGGUGUGUUCAGCAAUUGCUACAAGAAUGAUGAGGAGCGAGCCCAGAAGCUGCUGGUUCGAAUCUCACGCCUUUGGGGCAAGACGACGUGCCUGAGGCUGGCACUGGAGGCCGAUAAUAAAAAAUUUGUGGCUGAGUUAGGUGUUCAGGAUCUUCUUACUCAGAUCUGGUGUGGUGAGCUUUCAGUACACAAUCCUGUGUGGAGGGUGCUGGUCUGCAUGGUCUUCUUCCCUCUGAUCUACACCAAGUUUCUGGUUUUCAGAUGCGAUGAAGACCUCCAGAGAGAAAUCGAGCAGAAAGAGGACAUAAAAAUGAGUGUGGAGGAAGAGAAAAACAGCACUUGGAACAAUAAUUUGUGUUGCAUUAAGCAGAGUGGGAAAUUUCCGAACUGCUUGUCCAGACUGCUUGGACUGUACUGCGCUCCUCAGGUCAAGUUUUAUGGAAACAUCGUCUCGUACUUCGCCUUCCUGUUCCUGUUUGCUUACGUCCUGAUGGUCGACUUCCAGAGAACUCCAUCUAUAGCAGAGCUGGUGCUCUACUUCUGGUUGUUCACUCUGGUGUCUGAGGAGAUCAGACAGCUGUUUUAUGAUCCUGAUCAUUUUGGGUUUUGUGAGAAAGCCAAGGUGUACAUUCAAGAGCUGUGGAACAUUUUGGACGUCAUCUCCAUCCUGCUGUUCUGUCUAGGACUUGCAUUCAGGCUGACAACCAAGUUGCUCUACCCAGGUAAAAUCAUCCUGUGCAUCGACUUUGUGGUCUUCUGCCUCCGCCUCAUGGCGAUCUUCACCAUCAAUCGCACGCUGGGACCUAAAAUCAUCAUAGUCAAGAAGAUGAUGAGGGAUUUGUUCUUCUUCAUGUUUCUCCUGAGCAUCUGGGUCGUGGCGUACGGUGUGGCCAAACAAGGCAUCCUCAUCGAAAAUGACAAUCGACUGGACUGGAUCAUGCGUGGGGCUAUUUACGAGCCGUACCUCGUUAUAUUUGGAAAUUUCCCUGAAAAUGUUGACAAUGCUAAGUUUGAUAUGAAUUCAUGCAGCAUGAAUGGUACAGAUCCCCUGAAGCCCAAGUGCCCUGUGCUGAACGAAAAGGAAAUGCCGGUCUUCCCUGAGUGGCUCACCAUCGUCAUGCUCUGUGUUUACUUGCUCUUUGCCAACAUAUUGCUCAUCAACCUCCUCAUAGCCAUCUUUAACUACACUUUCGAGGAGGUCCAUGACAACACGGAUAGGAUCUGGAAGUUUCAAAGAUAUCAGCUGAUCAAAGAGUACUACAGCCGCCCGGCCCCACCGCCUCCUUUCAUCAUCCUCAGUCAUCUCUACCUCUUCAUCAGAAAAUUGGUGCUGUGGAAUGCUCCGAAAUUUCAAACUGCAUUCAAGAAGGAUUUUAGAGGAAAAGAGGAAGAGGAGCUGUUGUCCUGGGAAGCCUUGAUGAGGGACACAUAUAUGAUAUCUGAACGGCAGGCGAAGAGCCAGAGCAUGGAGGGGCGCAUCCAGGAUUCAUCCCAAAAGGUUACCACCUUAACUGAACGGCUGGAGAAACUAGAAGAACAGGUCACCAAUGCACUGCAAAGGAGAAUGGAUACACUAGAGGGACAGGUCACCAGUGCACUGCAGAGGAUUGAGGACAGUCUGAAAUCUCUGGGUGCUCCUGCGAAAGAAACUCAGCCACAGAGUACUGUCGAGUGAGAUGGACUCAGUCGUUGCUGCCAUGUCUACUUUAAAUAUGGAUCAUGACACUAGGCCAUAAAUGGGUUGGUCUUCUGAAAAAGACAGAAAUAUGCUUUGUGUUUUUUAUCUCCUUGCAGCUCUGAAAAAGUACUAAAUUACUGUUUCUUGCUGCAGGUUUCUUGAUUUUUCUAGCAGAAAUAUAAUUAUUAAAUCAAUUUGUAUUUCUUACUUUUUGGACGAAAUGUGCUUAGAUGCUAAAUUAAAUGAGUCUUAGUUGAAUACGUGGUGAUAUAAGUUAUGGGUAGUGUGGGUUUAAAGGCCAGAAGUAGACGUUGACUUAUCUGCUUUUCUCUCUUUCAGUGUUGAAGUAAUGAGGAUGUUGUUUAUAAUAAUUAAAUCAAACUGUUCAUUAUUUUUUUUGUAGGGUCAGACUAGCUAAUCAAUCGAUAUUGAGUGAAAAUGCAAUGAUUGCUCAACCUGUGAUUAAAAACAUGAAUCUGU